Messenger RNA from Bombina bombina (fire-bellied toad), 1761 nucleotides. RefSeq names its product protein moonraker-like. Gene Ontology annotation, biological process: protein localization to centrosome; centriole replication. The coding region runs from base 1 to 1761 and encodes 586 amino acids. The transcript has 9 exons. NCBI's taxonomy places the organism in Eukaryota, Metazoa, Chordata, Amphibia, Anura, Bombinatoridae. Gene Ontology annotation, cellular component: centriolar satellite. The record is from RefSeq and is a predicted model, not a curated record.
AUGACAGAAUCACAGGAAGGCUUUGUUUUUACCAAUUUGGAAGCAACUAUGCAAGCUUAUGACGAAGAUGUGGAUAACAUCUUAUUAGAUAAUGAGAACACUUUAGAUGGGUUAUUCUUCCAAAUGGACGAAUUAAGGAGGAAAGAUAUUAAAUUGGAUUUGGACAUUAAAACUUUCCUUCUAUAUAAACGUCAGAAAAGGAUCCCUAGAGGGCUUAGGAUAAGGAAAUUCCCCUCUUUUCUGGUACAUGACAUGGACUUUAUCAGAAAAUGGAAUCAAAUUUUGGAUACUUGCUCCUUUGCCCUGAUGGAAUUAUUAAUUGAGUUCAAAAAGGAACAAAGGAAGGAGUCUAUUGACUUUAUUAAAACAGUACAAAAAGAUCUACAACAGUUCCAAAAUGACAAAGACUUUAAAUCCUAUGAUAAUAAAUUUGAAGCCAAUAUGGCAAAAUUUACGAAAGACCUAUGGGAAUUUAAGAAACAGAAAUUAGCAAGGGACAAGAGGGACUAUGAGUUUAAUAAAGUUUAUAGAUGGCAAAGUGGUGUGAGAGGUCAGCGUCCUACUUCCAGUUUCCAUAGAAACAAAGUAGAUACUCAGCCAAAACAAGGCAACAGCAAAAAAGUGCAUUUUGCAGAGACGGAAUACGACGUGGUGGAUUUAGAUACCCUUCUGGAAAGCAAGAUGGCCACCCGCAUCAGAAAGCCUGCUAGUAGAUCUCCCAUCUCCCGCGAUUGUGCAUUACAGGCUGGCUCUCCCAGAAGGGAGACUAAGGUUGCUGUCCCUGUCUUUAAGCAGCGAGAACCCAGUGGAGAUAAAUGGAAAGGUGUAAGAAAGAGCCUUGACUUUGACAAACCACAAGAUCGCCUGACUGCAUCGACCCAAACAGAUCAUAGACCACCAGACGACCCACCCACCCCUGAAAGAAGAGCAGCCCUUAAAUCAGGGCUGGAGGCUUUAAUACAAGCUGGUGGAUUAAAGGAUUUAGCCAGAAGAGAUGUUGGACAGGGACAAUACAGGAGUAAGGGAGUUUUGCUUCCUCAGAGACCACAGGGAUUUCGCCAGCCACGUAGAACUGAGCCAACCCGACGAGCACAUUUUCGGGACAAGACACUGGCAUCCAUUUUAAAAGAGAAUCAACCUCCAUUAAGGGAGAAGAAGACCCCUUGGGUACCUCCCAACCCAACAUCACCUCCAGCAUCUCCCAAAAGGGCUAACUUGGGUAUACAAAAGAAAAGGCUAAAUGUAUCCCCAUUAAGAAAAUCGGAAAAUGCUGAGGAAGCCAAAUUCAAAGAACCUGAGAAGGAAUUACCAAUGGCAGCUGGCAGUGAAGCUGUAAGGUUAGCAUGGCUGGACUCAGUAACUGCAAAAAGAAUGCAAGAGUUAGACAAGCUGUACAGGGAGGAAAUUUCACAUCUGCGAACUCUUAGGGAAGAGGUACAACCUCUCUACAGAUUACCAAUAGGAUAUGUUCCCACAAAUCAGGCUUCUAAACAGGUAGACUCUUCAUCGUUGAAGGCAGCAAACAGUUUGGUUAACCUUGAUCCAGGGAGUCCAGAUAAAUAUUCAGAAAUAUCUCUGCAAGAUUAUAAUUUGGAGUCUAUGAUCCAAAGAAUGGAAGAAAUGGAAGCAGAGAAAAUGCUCUUUAGUAACGGCAGAAUGAAGUGCGAUUUUUGCACGCUUGAUCUUCAUGCCGUUCUCAGUAUGUCUCCGUCUUCUUUUUCCUACAAAGAGGAGCGGCACCAUUUUGGGCUUUUCCUAUAG